Talaromyces stipitatus ATCC 10500 is the source of this 1812-nucleotide messenger RNA. RefSeq names its product thioredoxin, putative. Gene Ontology annotation, biological process: protein modification by small protein removal. The coding region runs from base 1 to 1743 and encodes 580 amino acids. The record is from RefSeq and is a predicted model, not a curated record. NCBI's taxonomy places the organism in Eukaryota, Fungi, Ascomycota, Eurotiomycetes, Eurotiales, Trichocomaceae. Gene Ontology annotation, molecular function: peptidase activity. The transcript has 3 exons.
AUGGAUGUGGAACUGUACGUUUACGAUCUCUCUGGCUACUCCAUGUCCUUGACAGGGAUCCAGAUUGAUGCCAUAUAUCACACUUCGCUUGUCUUUGGAGGGGUUGAAUACUUUUUUGGCCAGGGUGUUCAUAGGACGGUCCCUGGAACAACACAUCAUGGACAGCCCAUGGAGAAGCUUCAUAUGGGGCGAACAGAGUUGCCGAACGAGGUUAUUCAGGAGUACCUUGAAUCUCUAGCGCAGAUAUAUACUCCGGAGUCCUACGACCUGUUUAUGCAUAACUGCAACAACUUCACUCAAGAUCUGUCCAUGUUCCUCCUUGGAAAAGGCAUUCCGGAGCAUAUUCAGUCUUUGCCCAAAACAUUUUUGAGCACUCCUCUCGGACAGAUGUUACGACCACAGAUUGAUAGAGCAAUGCGUGGCAUCACACAAGCAGACCCCGGUCCACAAAUACCUGCUCCAUCUGCUCAAACACCUCAUAGACCACCCGGACCAACAGUAUCUGCUGUACAUGCGACACAAGAUCUCAGGGGAUACGUAAGAAACGUCAGCAACCUGCGAGAAUUAGACGAACAACUAUCCCUUGCCAAGGACUCUUGCGCCUGCAUAUUCUUCACAUCUUCAGCAUGUGCCCCAUGCAAAAUAGCUUAUCCGGCAUAUGACGAACUUGCAGAAGAAGCUGGAGACAAAGCCAUUCUCAUCAAAGUUGACCUCAAUACGGCAUUUGACGUUUCAACACGAUACAACGUUCGCGCCACGCCAACUUUUAUGACUUUUCUUAAGGGCAAAAAGGAGCACGAGUGGACGGGAGCCAAUCCUGCUGAACUCAAGGGCAACAUUAGAUUGUUGAUACAAUCUGCUUUCCCGCCGCAUCCUCAUACUGCUCUUCGCCUUCCUAGUCUACAGCGGGAAAUUACGAAUUAUGUGCUUUAUACGAGGAUACCUCCCAUGGAAAAAUUGCUACAGAAGAUUGGGUCAUAUCAGCAGGAUCCCACAAUUAUAGGACUGGUUGAAUUUAUAAAAACAAGAUUGACGGCACCUGCUGAUGCAGCAGUACCGAAUCUUGCUUUCCUGGCUCAGUUCAUUCAAUCGACACUUCCUUCGAUUCCGAAAGAUAGCCUUUUUGCAUUGGUCGAUUUGAUCCGGGUAGCCUUUGUCGACCCUCGUGUAAGCGGUUUCUUCGCAGAGGAGGCAGGCCAACGAACUCUUUUAGCCUUACUUUCUCCUUCAUCUGACCUCGCCUCUUGUCCCUACAACCUACGAAUUGUCAUGCUUCAACUGGCAUGCAACUUCUUUUCAUCAUCGUUAUUCCCGCAGCAAAUCACCACGAACCACGAAUUACGCGAAUCAUGCAUUCGAUUGCUCACAGGCUGUCUUCUAGACAGCCACACUAAUCUGCGCGUGGUCGCAGCAUCAUUUGCGCAUAACCUAGCAGCAUAUAACCACAACGAACGAUUCGCCAGUCGACCAGAUAAGUUGACCGAAGAAGAUCAAGUCGAAAUCGCAGCAUCGCUGGUUGAAGCUAUUAAUACCGAAGAGGAGAGCGUUGAGGCAUUGCAUGGGUUCCUGUUUGCACUUGGGUUAUUGCUGUAUGAGGCGCCUGUUGACGGCGGUCUGAUGGAUCUUUGUCGAGCGAUGGGCAUAGCAGAGUUGAUUACUGCUAAGAAGCAGAUUGAGAAGAUGAAGGGCGAGCCUCUUCUGAAGGAAAUUGGGCAAGAGUUGUUUGGCAAAGGGUUGAAAUAAGUUAUGUUAAGUUACGUUACUUAGUUAACUUGUUAACAAUAAGAGAGAUAAUUAAUUACAUAAGCAUCC